Messenger RNA from Jatropha curcas, 2559 nucleotides. RefSeq lists its product as uncharacterized. Gene Ontology annotation, molecular function: protein binding; mRNA binding. Lineage: Eukaryota; Viridiplantae; Streptophyta; Magnoliopsida; Malpighiales; Euphorbiaceae. The record is from RefSeq and is a predicted model, not a curated record.
CUCUUUGCUACUGCUCCCUAAAAUACCGUUCACCGAUCAUCGGUCAGUCCGUUUCAUCUUCCAGUCCAGUUGAGGCAGCGUAACAACAUUGACUCAAACACACAGUUCAUCUUCCAGAACACUCAAAUCAUCACUCGGCUUUUCAUAGAUGAAGAUGCAGAUGCCUUGGAAAAUAUGUGCUGGUUGUCAAUCUUGAUGUCUGCCUCAAUCUGUUUGCCAAUAGUUAUACAAAGAUACUUCAUUUUCAAAUAAGCUGUUGAGAUGGUAGUGGAAUCCAUGAGGAAACCUUCUAAGGUGCUAUCUUAGGAUGGUGUUCUUGUCCAAUUUUGAAGAUGGGUUUUGGGAAAGUGACACAUAAGGAGUGUUAGAGACUGCUUCGCACUCAGCCACCACCCACCACCCAUGUUGAGAAGGCAGAUCAUAACCCUUGUUAAGUGCCAUUAAGCAAGACAGUGGCGAACCUCUUUUUCCGUCUCUAAGAAUCAGCAACUGCCCUGAAAUAGAGGGUUUCAUUCUCCUCUACUGCACUAAAACCCUAACCAUGGAGGCUGUGGCUGAAAACGCUAGCACCAGGAGUCUCCAAUAUCCAUCCUCCCUAUCACAAUCUCACCAGUACUGCACUGACCUUGACGCUGUUGAUAUUUCCUCAUCAGCUAGACGCUUCUGUGAUAUCCUUAACAGAGCGUCACCUCACGAUGUUGAAUCUGCGCUCUCCUCUAGUGGAAUUCCACUCUCAGCAGACGUGGUCCAUGAAGUCCUCAAACUUUCUUACGAUAAUGCCUCUUCUGCUGUGGUUUUCUUUCGAUGGGUUGGAAGGGCUCUUAAGCCCACUCCUUAUGCGUGGAAUCUGAUGGUGGACUUGCUUGGCAAGAACCAGCUAUUUGAGUCCAUGUGGGAUGCAAUUCGCUCUAUGAAACAAGAGAACAUGUUGUCAAUGGCAACAUUUGCUUCUGUUUUCGGGAGUUAUUGUUCAGCUGGUAGAUUUAAUGAGGCUGUGAUGAGCUUUGAUGUUAUGGAUAGGUAUGGUAUUGAGCAAGAUAUUGUUGCGGUGAAUUCACUUUUAAGUGCAUUUUGCCGCGAGGAUAAUCAUACUCUUGAGGCAUUGGAGUUUUUUGAAAGGAUCAAGUCUAAGAUACCCCCGGAUGGUGAUACAUUUGCUAUUUUGUUGGAAGGGUGGGAGAAGGAAGGCAACGUGGCGAAAGCAAAGACUACUUUUGGUGAGAUGGUGAUAAGUAUUGGUUGGAGCAAGUUGAACAUGCCGGCUUAUGAUGCCUUUUUGACUACACUUAUACGCGGGUCUCAAGCAGAUGAGGCUGUCAAGUUCCUUCAAGUUAUGAAGGGGAAGGAUUGCUUACCAGGUUUGAAAUUUUUCUCUAAUGCUCUUGAUAUGCUUUGUAAGCAGAAUGAUUUUGUUUAUGCUGUCCCAAUGUGGGAUAUAAUGGUGGGUAGUGGGUUGGUACCGAAUUUGAUAAUGUACAAUACUAUGAUUCGGUUGCUUUGCGACAACAGUGACAUUGACAAUGCGGUUCGGUUGCUUGAUGAGAUGGUCUUUCAUGGAGCUUUUCCUGAUCUUUUUACUUAUAACAUGAUUUUUCAAUGUCUUAUAAAAAACAAGAAGGUUUGGCAAGUGGGCAAGUUCUUCUAUGAGAUGAUCAAGAAUGAAUUUCCUCCAACACAUAUUAAUUGUGCCACAGCCAUCACAGUUCUGAUGGACGGGGAUGACCCUGAAAUGGCUAUCGAGAUAUGGAACUACAUGGUUGAGAACAAUGUGAUGCCGCUUGAUGAGAGCGCAAAUGCCCUUCUUAUAGGGCUUUGUAACCUGGGUAGGUUGUCAGAGGUGAGGAGGUUUGCAGAUGAUAUGCUUGACAGAAGAAUCAAAAUAUAUGAACCAACAAUGAAAAAGUUGAAGAAUGCUUUCUAUAAGGAGGGUAGAAGUGCAAGGGACAGGUUUGAUAGCCUUUCAAGGAGAUGGGAAGCUUUCUAGAUAUGUUGCUGCGAAUUCCUGUUUUUUUUAGUCUUCUAGUAAAAAGAUUAAACUCUCCUUCUGGUAUGAAAACAUUUUUGGAAUGUGGCAGUCAUCAAUGGAAAAGAUUUUAGAUGAGCAUAACUCUUUCCUCUGCCUUCUCAUGAGCACAUCUAUUCUUCUUUUCUCAUCUGGUGUAUGCAAGUAGUGGUACCUCGAGAAUGGGAUGAUCAAAUUACUUGAUCUGGUGGAUAACCAAUCCGAUCCGAUCUGAAUGGAACAGAUAAAAUCUGCUCAAAUUUAAUGGUGGAUCGGAUAUGUAUUUAGAAAUUAAAUUCGACUCGGAUAUGGACCGAAUACAAAUAUAGCACAUAAUCCGAUGUGAGUUCGAUCUAUGAUGGGUAAUUUUGUCUUUUUCUUAUAUUUUUAAAUUGCUUAUUGUAAUUUUAGAUGUGCAGUUGCUUUUAUUUUUUCUUUUCCAUCAAUAUUUUAAUAUUUCUCUACACUUCUUUCACCCCUUUUGUAUUUGUUUUACUUUACAUGAAGCAAAAGAAUAAGAGUUGGACCAUGCAAAAAUUUUUUGCACUUCACAAUUA